ACUCUUCCUGAUAGUUCCAUUUACACAGAUCUCGAAGAGCUAUUCCGAGGAUCCGACAAAAUGGCUCCAAAAUCCGAUUUACAAACCCUAGCAACCGGCUCCGGUGUAUCGGACGGUUCAGAUCAAUCCUCAAUCGAUCCCAUAUUCCACCUUCUCCGAAUCCUCCCGUUCUCAUUCCUCCGACCACCACGUCUCCGUCUCAGGAUCCCAUCCUUCACGCUUCCUUCUCCGAUGACUGUAUACGCUCUGAUCCUCCUCACGUACUUCCUCGUCGUAUCAGGUUUCGUCUACGACGUCAUCGUCGAGCCUCCGGGUAUCGGAUCGACUCAGGAUCCGAUCACUGGAACUAUUCGACCCGUGGUGUUUAUGUCGGGUCGGGUUAACGGGCAAUACAUUAUUGAAGGUCUAUCAUCCGGGUUCAUGUUCGUUCUCGGUGGGAUUGGGAUCGUCAUGCUUGAUUUAGCGCUUGAUAAGAACAAAGCCAAGAGUGUUAAAGCUUCUUAUGCUGUUGCUGGAGUCUCCUCGAUUGUGAUCGGUUAUGUCAUGAGUAUGCUAUUCAUCAGGAUUAAGAUUCCUGGUUAUCUUCAUUAGGGUUUUAGACUAGUGCAAUGUGUAAUGAGUGAUCUCACUUGAAAAAGUUGUGUUUUUCUUAAAGAGUUUUCUAGGCUUUAUAUGUCCAUUGUGACUUGUUCGAACUCAGUCCUGUAUCUCUUUGGAUUUGAAUCAAAGUCUUAGUAACGGUUCUAUCGAGUUCUUU
Camelina sativa (false flax) is the source of this 757-nucleotide messenger RNA. RefSeq lists its product as uncharacterized. Lineage: Eukaryota; Viridiplantae; Streptophyta; Magnoliopsida; Brassicales; Brassicaceae. The record is from RefSeq and is a predicted model, not a curated record. Gene Ontology annotation, cellular component: oligosaccharyltransferase complex.